CAACUUGUCCUCCUGCCAUGUUUGUUCGUUUUGUCUCACUGAUUGAUAAAUGCAUAUUCGAUACUUAGUGUGUGUUGUUACCAACCAACUAUAUGUGAUGAUCACAAGUACAUCAAUCAAAGUCAUUUCGUCAAAUGGUUUGUCAAGGUACUACGACAGAAUGCUAACCAGAGAAGAACGAAUCGCUGCUGUUCCUGCUCGUCUUCGUGGAAUGACGUAUGAACAGGCAUGGACAGACUUUGCCCAUCAAUUCCGGAAAACAGGCUUGCUAUCGAGACCGUAGUGAAUAAAUUCCAGCGUACUGGUAGUGUUGCAGAUGAAGAACAUCCAAGUAGGCUGGCCAUAAUGCCAGACACUGUACAAAGUGUGCAGGAUGCGAUCACACGUAGCCUUUCCGCACCUACCAGGAGACUUAGUAGGGAGCUUGGUAUUCCUCAAACCACUGUAUGGAGAGUUCUCCGUUACAAGCUGCACAAACGUGCGUACCAUAUCCAGAUCGUACAUAAUCCUGAAGCGGAGGACUACGCAGCCAGACAAGCUGUGUGUCAUGAGCUGCUACAAGCUGUGGAAAAUGAUAAUUUGAUGCAAAAUGUCUUGUUCAAUGAUGAAGCUAUAUUUCAUACCUGUGGACAUGUGAACAGACACAACUGCAGGAUCUGGGCAGACAAACAACCUAGUGUGCUGCAGGACUGGCAACGGGACACAGCAAAAGUGAAUGUGUGGUUAGGGAUGACGAGGUCAACAGUGUACGGGCCCUCCUUCUCCACAGAACAAACAGUUACUGGAACCACACAACUAGAUAUGUUGGAACAGUUUUUGGGCCCCAGUUGAUAUCUGAUGGGAUUAUGGAUACUGUUGUUUUUCAACAGGAUGGUGCACCACCCCAUUUUGCCCUCAUUGUUCGGGAUUAUCUGAAUCAAGCAUUUCCUGGCAGAUGGAUUGUUCGUGCCUCUCCACGGAUGUGGGCACCCCACUCUCCUGACUUGACACUCUUAGACAUUUUUGCAUGGGGGCUUAUCAAGUCUAAGGUAUACCAGCUGAAGAUCCGCAGCACUGAACACUUAACACAGUGGAUUCGAGCUGCAGUUGCUGAGAUUACAUCAGAUAUGCUUGGGCAGGUUUUUCAGUCUACA
Schistocerca serialis cubense is the source of this 1133-nucleotide messenger RNA. RefSeq lists its product as uncharacterized. The transcript is spliced from 2 exons. NCBI's taxonomy places the organism in Eukaryota, Metazoa, Arthropoda, Insecta, Orthoptera, Acrididae. Gene Ontology annotation, molecular function: nucleic acid binding. The coding region runs from base 229 to 831 and encodes 200 amino acids. The record is from RefSeq and is a predicted model, not a curated record.